AUGGAUGACACAAUCAUAGAAGCUAGAGAAGAACUCAUACUUUCACCGUCAUCCAAUGAAAACAAAACUCUAAGAACUGCAUAUUUUCUCAAACCUUCCAUCCAACACUCUCUUUUUCCUCCUCCCAAGUUUUCUAUAUCCUCUGAAACUACCACAAAGCUGCCGCUAGAAAUAAGGUACAAUGGAUGGAGACCACCCACAGAAGAAUGGAAAAAAUGGGUAAAAAAGUUACAACCAAAGUUCGAAUAUUUAUGGAUACAAACUGGAAUAUACCAAGCAAUCAAAGCUUCUACAUAUGAAAUCAAAAGGGAUGAUGAGUUGGUUCUUGAACUUGUCAAUAGAUGGUGUUCCGAGACAAAUACAUUUGUUUUUCCAUGGGGAGAAUCAACAUUAACAUUGGAAGACACAAAGGUUUGUUUUGGUUACUCUCUUUUGGGUUGUUCUGUUUCUAACCCUCUUAUGAACAGUGAACAAGUAAAAGCAGAAGAGGAAUUAAUGGAAGCAAGAAGAAUCUUUAACAGUUCUAAAGCUAAAAAAGUGAAUCAAAGAGCAUGGAUGAUGUAUUUCAUGGAGACUGAAAGUAAAGUGGAACAUGAAGCUUUUCUGGUUUAUUGGUUAUCAAGGUUUGUUUUUCCCGCAGAUGCUUAUGAGAUUAUUCUGAAAAGUGUUGUUCCUAUUGCAAUACAUUUAGCUAAUGGAAAUAGAAUAGCUCUUGCACCAGCUGUUUUAGCUAGUAUUUAUAGAGAUUUGAGUUUACUUAACAGCGUCAUUACAAAAAAUGCUACAACAAGCAUGAAGAGUUUAAGGGUAACUAUUUGGGCCCCAUUUCAAUUGGUUCAAAUUUGGGCUUUAGAGAGGUUUUUAUAUCUUAAACCUCGUCCUUAUACCAUAGGGCAUGGUUUACCAAAGGUAGCUAGGUGGGGUGGAGUUAAAGUAAUGAAAAAUAAAAAGUUGAAAAAGGACUUGGAUUGUGCAGGAUUUGGAAAUGGUUUUCUGUGGCAACCAUACGAGAAUUCACCAUGUGUUCAGGUUUAUAAUGAAAAAGAUAUGUGGAAAUGUGAUAAUCCUUGUUUAAAUGAAGAGUUAUUGUCCUUUGCGCCGUGUUUGAGAGCAUGCGAGUUGGUUGGAAUGGGAUGUAAAGAGAAGUACUUUCCUCACCGUGUUGCUAUGCAAUUUGGUAUGGAUCAAGACAUUCCCGGUAAGGUUGCUUUUUGUAAGAAAGAUCCUUGGGUGAUUUAUAGCCAGCCAGCGGCAUUGUUGGAUAUCGAUUUGCUCGUUCAGUUGUGCUCUAGCAAGCCUGCAGGUGUUACUUCUAGAUACUAUGAUUGGUGGAAGCAAUUGAAAUCAAAUGAGGAAAGUGAUAACAAGAGAGUAAAAUUUGAGAAACAAGAAAUGGAAGAUUCUGAUGAAGAGGAUGAUUUGUUAGUUUAUGAAAUAUCAAGUUCUGAUGAUGAAGUAGUUGAAAAUGGAAAGGCUUUGUCUAGCAAUGAAUUUGGUGAUUUUACAUCAUCAAAUGUGGGUGAUGAGGGUGAAGUCAAUAUUCAAUGUUGCGAUAGAAAUGGUGAAAAAGAGGAAAGUGUUAAUCCUUUUACAUUAGACAUGGAACUUGAUCUUGAAAAGAGGAUUGAGAAGCUUGAAAGAGUGGUGUAUGAGCUUAAAGAAGCAAGAUUUGGAAAUAAGGCAUAA
This is a messenger RNA of Lathyrus sativus (Indian pea), 1686 nucleotides long. The record is from the annotation of a GenBank genome assembly. Lineage: Eukaryota; Viridiplantae; Streptophyta; Magnoliopsida; Fabales; Fabaceae.